AUGGCAGAAGAAGGCAAGCAGCUUGAAUGCUUUGCCGUUCGUGCUGCAUGCAGCAAUUUGUUGCUUAGCACGGCAAGUGUAUUAAUGGCAAAGUCAAAUUCCGGAGCAAUUGCUGAUUUCUACUUCUAUGAGGGAUUGCUACAUUUGGAUGGGAACCUAAUUGAUGCUGCCAGUGGAGGAGUUCUUGUUGACAAAACACCCAAUGAAGCUAAUGCGUUGAUCUCAAACAUGGCUGAAAAUGCUCAACAGUUUAGAACGAGAGCUAAUGGCAGUGUUGUGUACCAGGUGCAAGCAACUCCGACCCAGCCUUCAGCAGUGGCAUCAAGUGCUGACAAUCAGCUAAUUGAAAAUAGACUUCAUGAAUUUGAAACCAUGGUGAGACAAUUGGCAGUUACCCAGACAAUCCAGACUUCUGCUCCACAGUUCGGCAAUCCAUGUGGCAUAUGCAGUGAACCUUUUCACCCCACUGAUGCUUUCCCUUCUCUACACGAGGGCUCCAUUCUUGCAGACCAGUCAGUAGCUGCAGUCUUUCUUGAGAAACCACAGUUCCAGCAGGAGCAGAAUAAUCCAUUCUCCAACACUUACAAUCCUGGCUGGAAGAAUCAUCCCAACCUCAGAUGGAACCAGAAUCAGCAAAAUGUUCCAUAUCAAAGUCAACAAAAUUUUCCAUACCAGCAAAAGCAGCAGUUCAUUCCACAGCAGAGACAAAACUUCCAACAACCUGCUCCCCAACAGUUGCAACAACAACCACCAGUGAAGCAACAAAACAGCGGUUGUGGUCCUUCUUUGGAGGACUUGAUGAAACAGAUGGCCACCAACAAUCUGGAGUUUCAACAGAGGACAGAAUCCAUAAUCCAGAAUUUGCAGACAAAUCGGACAGUUCCAAAUCCAAAGGGAACCGACAAUGUUAGUGCCAUCUCUCUGCGGUCUGGCAAGCAACUGGAGGAGCCAAACCAAUCUGCUGUUGAGUCAUCUCAAGGAGGUGACACUGGUUCAAGGAAGCAGAAUACUGAUACUUCUGAUGUCCACAUCCCGUUACCUUUUCCUCAAAGAGCCACUCAGUCUAAAAAGCAAGCAGCAAAGGCUCAAGAUAAAGAGAUUCUUGACACUUUUAGAAAAGUAGAGGUAAACAUCCCACUCUUGGAUGCGAUUCAGCAAAUUCCAAGAUAUGCCAAGUUUUUGAAGGAGUUGUGCACCAACAAGAGGAGGCUAAAAGCAGAUGAGCGAGUCAGCGUCAGCCAGAAUGUGUCAGCACUCAUCCAGCCCAUGCCUAAGAAGUGUCAAGAUCCAGGGACAUUUACUAUUCCUUGCAUUAUUGGAAAUUCUGUUUUUCAUAAUUGUAUGUUAGACUAA
Messenger RNA from Gastrolobium bilobum, 1353 nucleotides. RefSeq lists its product as uncharacterized. The transcript is spliced from 3 exons. Bases 1 to 1353 code for a protein of 450 amino acids. The record is from RefSeq and is a predicted model, not a curated record. Lineage: Eukaryota; Viridiplantae; Streptophyta; Magnoliopsida; Fabales; Fabaceae.